Molecule: messenger RNA, 360 nt
Organism: Suillus paluster
Lineage: Eukaryota; Fungi; Basidiomycota; Agaricomycetes; Boletales; Suillaceae
Exons: 1
Coding region: 1-360 (119 amino acids)
Source: RefSeq, a predicted model, not a curated record
AUGGGAGGAUGGGAGGACAAGAGGAGGACAAGAGGACACAAUGGGAGGAUGAGAGGGCUACAGGAGGACAAGAGGAUGGGAGGACAAGAGGAGGACAGGACAAUGGGACAUGGGACAAUGGGACACGGGACAUGGGACAUGGGACAUGGGACACAGGAGAACAGGAGAACAGGACACGGGACAUGGGACACAGGACAAUGGGACACGGGAGAACAGGACAAUGGGACAUGGGACACAGGACAAUGGGACAUGGGACACGGGACAAUGGGACACGGGACAACGAGACACAGGACAUGGGACAAUGGGACAACAGGACACGGGACAACAAGACAUGGGACAAUGGGACAUGGGACAAGAUAA